Messenger RNA from Nomia melanderi (Alkali bee), 8737 nucleotides. RefSeq names its product Nuclear receptor binding SET domain protein (gene NSD). Lineage: Eukaryota; Metazoa; Arthropoda; Insecta; Hymenoptera; Halictidae. Gene Ontology annotation, molecular function: histone methyltransferase activity; protein binding. Gene Ontology annotation, cellular component: nucleus. The record is from RefSeq and is a predicted model, not a curated record.
UAAACAUAUCCCAAGAAAUUUUGUAUUUGUACACGUUUGAAAUCAAAGAGUAUUUUUGUGGGAAUCCAGUAUUAUUAUAUUGAUUAAUGAACGAUUUUCGUAAACUUUACUUUGAAUUUCAUUUCAAAUGUAAAGAAUAAUCGUACAUGUCAUAUAUACAUACACAUGUACAUACAUAUUAUUCAAUGGAUGAUGAAAGUAUAUAUAUGAUUGAAUGAAUAAAUAAUAAUAAUAUAAUCAUAAAUAUAUUCAAUGCUAACAUAUAUCAAACAUAAAGCUUACGCGCGUGUCGUUUGGUAUGCGGUUUGUGUGUGUGUGUGUGUGUGCGUGUCGCACUUCGCAUACAUAUAAUAAAAUGUUUAUAAACCAAACAUAAUGGUACAAAAUUCUAAUAAUUAAAUAAAAUAUUAUGAAAAAGAACAUGCUUUUGAAAUUACGAUAAUGAAAUUGAUAAAACAAAAAUCACCAAAUACUACUCGUAUCAUAGUGAAAAGUUAAAUGCAGUAUGGUUAUGAGAAUUACCCAAAAUCGCGGGAAACGCGUCCUGUUGCUGUUCAGAGAUUCGUGAGGUUCGGUUAUAGUUUUUUACUAUUAAUAUAAAAAAAGAUGUUUAAUGUAACAAAAACUAUACUCUUGUGAAAAGAUCAAACAAAAUAGAUUAUUACUAUUGUGUAACAGAUACCAAUACGUGUCGUUUUUCUGUAAUAUAAAGUAACCCUUGAAAAUCGGCCAUCGCAGCUAUUUUCAGCGAUAAUGAAAAUUGUUUUCAACGAGUGAGCCCUUUAUAUACAAGUUCCUAAGUUUAUAUCUCUCUAAGUGUUGAAGAAGCGUAUAACGGUUCUUAUUACUGUAUUAUUGUCCAUCCAGAGUAAUGAACAUGUUGAAUUAGUUAAUAAACUAUGAGCUCUAUCAACGGAGUGAACAGCAAGGUGGGCAUAAUUACUGAAUCAAGAUUCGUCGAUCACGGCAGUAAUUUGGAUGCAACAAGAAACAAUUUUGAGUAUGACAAAAAGAACUUUAAUGUUGAAUCUAACACGGCCACAUCAUGUAAAAGUCGGUAUGGUAGGACAAUAAAACCCAAAUCUCCUAAAAAUGAAAUGGCUGGUUCUCCAAAGAGUAACAAGGUGUUGAAAGCCCGGAAAUCUCAAAAUUCAUCCGACAGCAGUAACGAAAGCAUGGAUGAAAAUAAUGCGAUCAAUGACUUGGACGAUACAAGUGAUUCUUCCAUUAGUUUGACCACCAUGGAUGAAACUGUUCCAAAGAUAAUUGGUUCAUCUAUACAGUGCAAUUGGAUAUUAGGUCAAUUAGCAUGGGCUCGUGUUGGUAAUUUCCCUUUCUGGCCUUGUGUAAUAACAUUAGAUCCAAUUUUAAUGACGUACCAUAGAUUAAAAACAACUGCCAGAUCCCAGAUAUUAAUGGUACAUGUUCGAUAUUUUGGAGAUAAAGGACGCCAUAGUUGGGUUUCUUCAAACUCUAUGAUACCGUUCACUAAUUUUGCUGAUUUUAAGAAACUGUCAGAAUCAGUGACUAUAGAAGUUAAGAAGAGAGAUGCAAAAUAUGCUGCUGCAUUUGUAGUAAAACCUGGAAUUAAAUCUAAAUGGGAAAGCGCAAUAGAAGAAGCUAUGGAAGUUCAACCAAUGAGCAAUGAAGACAGAUCUAAUAUAUUUAAACCUAAAGAGAAAAAUACAAAAAACAGAUCGCCAAAGAUAACUGCAUUAGAUGAAAAAGAUAAGGUUAACAAAAGAAAACAUUCACACGAUUCCAGUGGAUUUGACAUUAAACGUAUUAAAUCAGAUAAUGCAUAUGAAUUGGAAAAAUCGCAAUACAAAACAGAUGGAACAACAUCUAAAAUACUGAAACUGACAGAAAAUGGUAAAAGUAAUUCAAGACUUAAUUCUGAUACUCCUCCCUUGUCUCCUUUAAGCCAACGAGAUUCCAAUGAUGAAGUCUCUGUUGCGCAGAAAGUGGAAUUUAAGACUGAAGAGGAUGUAGAUGGUGUCUUUGAGGUUUAUUAUGAACGGAAUAGAGAUAUGUUGGAAGAUGAAUACCCUGAUGCAUCAGAACAGGAUAUUAAGAAAUAUUUAAAAAAAACUUGGGACUCGAUGAACUCCUCGUUUCGUAAAAAGUAUCGAUCGUAUGUAACUUCAGACGCCUCUGCUACUCAUAUUAAAGAAAAUUUAUCGGAUCAAGAAGAUUUAUCCACUGAUGUGGAAUCGAGUAUGAAGGAGAAUAAGAAAUCUAGAAUCAAAGUUGAAAAAGACGAAAUGAUUGCUUCAGAAACGAAAAAAAGUAGACCUUACAAUCUCUUUAAGGGAAUGAAGCAAGAGAAGGUGUGUCAGAUAUGUGAAAAAACUGGAAAGUUAACUAGAUGUAAAGGACCUUGUUAUUCAUAUUUUCAUUUAUCUUGUGUAAAACCUGGUGAAUCCAGUCCAGAACAUUCCAUCGACGACAGUACAAUGGAUGAUAAGAUACUCGAUGAUAUAAAGGAGAUUAAACAAAACAAUGUUGACGAAGAUGAAAAUAGCGGUAAAACCGAUGAACAAGAAGAUGAAUUAUUCAAAUGCAUUGAUUGUUUGUCAGGUGUAGCACCUGCUUGCUUCAUAUGUAAUGAAAGGGAAGGUGACAGAAUAAGAUGUACUGUCUUAGCCUGUGGAAAACAUUAUCACUCAUCCUGUUUAAAAUCGUGGCCGCAGUCUCAUUGGCAAGGAGGUCGAUUAACCUGCCCGUAUCAUAUGUGUCACACGUGCAGUUCCGACAAUCCUCAAGACAGUCAUUCAAGAACCCCAAAUGAGAAAUUGGCACGUUGUGUUCGAUGUCCUUCGUCUUAUCAUACAUCUACUUCUUGUUUGCCUGCUGGUUCAGUGAUUCUAACCGGCAGUCAAAUAGUUUGCCCAAAGCAUUAUCAGGCACCCCAUCCACCAGUAAAUGCAGCAUGGUGCUUUUUAUGUACAAGAGGUGGAAGUCUUAUUUGUUGCGACACGUGUCCAACUUCUUUUCAUCUCGAGUGUCUAGGAAUUGAUGCGCCGGAUGGUGCAUUUAUCUGUGAAGACUGUGAAACGGGCAGACUACCUUUAUACGGGGAAAUUGUGUGGGUUAAACUCGGUAAUUAUCGGUGGUGGCCAUCCCGUAUUUGCUAUCCGCAUCAAAUUCCUGAGAACAUAGAAGCUAUACCUCACAGUCCUGGUAAAUUUUGCGUGAUGUUUUUGGGAUCAAAUAAUUAUUAUUGGAUACAUAGGGGUCGCGCUUUCCUUUAUCAAGAUGGUGACGCAAAUAUAAAACCACCGAUCGGUAAAAAAAAUAAUAGAGACGAUACUUACCGGAAAGCGUUAGAGGAAGCUAAUGAUAUUCAUCAGCGUUUAAAGGUUGAAAGAGCUGCUGCUAAGGAUCAUGGACCCCGAGGAUUGAAACCACCACCUUACGUUAAAUUGAAAGUAAAUAAACCCGUUGGGAAUGUAAAACCGGUAGAAGUUGAAAGUAUUGUUGCUUGUGAUUGCGACGCAGAGUGGGAAAAUCCGUGUGCACCAGGAACAGAUUGCCUUAAUCGAAUAUUAUUAGUUGAAUGUAGCCCUGGUAUCUGUCCUGCUGGCCCGAAAUGUAAUAAUCAGGCAUUUGCGAGAAGACAAUAUCCUGCUAUGGAACCGUUUCACACUGUUGCCCGUGGAUGGGGUCUUAGAAGUUUAGAAUACAUUAAAGCAGGACAAUUUGUUAUCGAGUACGUAGGUGAAGUUAUAGACGAAGCUGAAUACAAACAAAGGCUGCAUAGAAAAAAGGAAUUAAAGAACGAGAAUUUUUAUUUUUUAACCAUAGACAAUAAUAGAAUGAUAGAUGCCGAACCAAAGGGCAAUUUAAGUCGAUUUAUGAAUCAUUCAUGUUCGCCAAACUGCGAGACUCAGAAAUGGACGGUAAAUGGAGACACGCGUAUAGGUCUGUUUGCGUUAUGCGAUAUAGAACCAGGUGAAGAAUUAACUUUUAAUUAUAAUUUAGCUUGCGACGGAGAAACUCGAAAGCCCUGCCUAUGCGGUGCAUCAAAUUGUAGCGGAUUUAUAGGUUUAAAGGUACAGAAAUCGCAGGUAACGACACCAUCGAUUCAUCAAAAGAAAUUUGAGAAAUUGGACAAAAUGAAACGUCAAAAGAGGUCGAGAAAACAUUUAACUUGUUGGGGCUGUGGACAAGAAAUUGAAAAAUUAGAAGACUUUGUAGUCUGUGACCAGAAGACAUGUAACAAAAAAUAUCAUAAAACAUGUGUAGUUAUCGACGAUGUGGACUCCAGGUUUAGUUGUCCUUGGCAUCAUUGUACAGCAUGUGGACGUAGAACAUCAGCACAUUGUUCUUUUUGCAGCGCUGCUUUCUGUCAAGUGCAUUUGGAAAGGAAUUUGUUUGAAUACGGCGAGAAAGGUGGUUUUGUUUGUAAGCUACACGAAAAUAUGGAAAUACAAAAAUCAUCCGUUGAAGAUGAAAAAGAUUAUUCAGAUAACGAGACCGAUACGGAUAGGGAAUUUUCUCCCACGGGGUCUACUAGUCCACUUGUGACAAUGGAAAAAGCUGUGCCACGCGAACCAUCGCCAAGAGUUUCCAUAGUAGAGGUUCAUCCAAGCAGUGAAGAAAGUGAGGAAUCUCAAAGGGAGGAUGACGAGGAAGUCAUACAACCUAACGAUUUUAUACCAUGUGAAUACAAUUCGAAAAAUAUGAAAAGGAAAACAUUGCACCGAUUGUCCCUUAGACUGAGGAAGGAGGAGAAUCGGGUAGAAGAGUUGAAUAACCUUACGUCUAGUCAACUGGAAGCCAUAAUUGGUGGUAGUUUAUACGAAUGAACCGUUUGUUCAUAACAAUCAAAUAGAUUUGAAUAGUGAAAUGUAUGGUAAUUCAUUUAUAAUUUCCAUGAAUGAUUACAGUGCAAACCAUUGUAAGAUAAUAGUAUAUGCAGUGACAUUCAUUCCAUGUCAAAUAGAUCAGUGAAAAAUCAAAUUUUAAUGAAGUACGAUUAUGCUAUUCAGAAAACAAACUCAAUUUUUGAAAUUAUUAAAUAACUAUACUAUACCUCAUAUAUGUUUAUCCAGUGAUAUACCUCCUUUAUUCGUAUAUUCGUUUUUUCUAUUUAUUAUAUACCUGUUUUUUAAAUAGUCGAGAAACAUCUGAAUUAUUAUUAGUUAAUAAAAAAUGUAUGUAAUCGUAUCUGUAUACAUACAUUUAUAUACAGUUAUAUACAUAUGUAUCCACAUAGAAAUUAUUUUGAAAGCAGAGCAAACAUCUAUUCCCGUAAAUGUUCUUUGCUUCGUCAGAUUGACAUGGAACUGAAUUCUGAUCAUCUUCAAACGAAAUGUAACGUGUAUACACUUGUUCGUGGUAAUCAUACAUUUCAGUUUUCUAAGUGUGCGGUUGAGUAUUUAACUUGAAACAGUGUGGCAUACUAAUUCAGUGCCUUGACUUAGUCAGGUUUAAUUCAGACUCCAAUAUGGAUGAACUCUCGAGGGCCCAAUAUUUAAUUUUACAAUAAUUCGGAUACCAAUUAGAUAGCCUGUUUCUAAUCAUUUGGUUUCCAUUUAAAUCUUUAUUCCAAAUGUGAACAAUUUGAAUCGGUUGAGUAACACUUUCUCCACCGUUGAAACAAUUAUAUAUCUUUACACUGCCUUGUAUAUUUUAAAACAUUUGUAUCAUGCGAAAUAUGUUAUUUUUAAGGGUACUUAGCGUUAAGGCGACGAUUAAACAAAAUCAUUAUCCAAUAUUACACGAUGAUGAAGUUAAAAGUAUCCUUUUUCUACGUGAGCGAAUGAAUCCCGUUCAUAAAUUCGUUCAAAUUGUAUUAUUAUUCAUUGUCCAGUUAAAACUCGAUAAUGUACAAUAGAUAGAAAAAUCAUUUCAUAGAACACAGCGUAGAUGUGAAUAUCGUAGAGCCAAGAGGAUAUCAUAAAUUUCUCAAUAGUGGUUUUGUUUGUGUACUUGAAAUUGUAUAUACGAAUAAGCGAGUCGUCAAUGGAAAUGCAAGAUGAAAAAUUAAUGCACCUAAAAAAAUUGUCUGUAAUAUAAGUAAAAAUUAUUAUUAUUUAUGUUACUUGACAGUCUUUAUCCUUAGUACGAUUUUAUUAAUAAUCUGAAGUACAGUUAAAAAUUCUUUCAGUGAAGUGGAUGCAAAUACAUAUAAUGUUUUUAUAUGGGUUGCUGAUUUCUGAUUAUUUGUACAAUUAUGAAUUUGUUUUGUUUUAUUUUCUUUCAUAUACCUCGUAUGUUGUAUUAUUUAGCGAAAGUAUCUUUCCUGGUAAAUUCUCACCAGAAUUGUUAAAAAUCUGCUCUGAGUACAAAAGCAAGAUGUACUGGUCGUUCGAGUUUAUGUAGUAGUUAUUUUAGGAGGUAAUUUUACAAGUCAAAGUAAAACUAUGAACAAACGGCGAGAUUACGACGAUUCACCAAUAGUGUUGCGCAUCAAACAGAUAGUAUAAACGCAAGUAGUAACAUACCGUACGAAAAACAGAAACAAUGGAUACGCCACUAUAGAUGAAUUAUAAUCGCCGAUAACUCAAAAACGGGGAGAUUUUUUGCUUUCUUAACUUUAUCUUAGUUUGGCUUGUAAAGUUAUUCCUUAAAGAGCUACACACAGUCGAACGCCUUGUAGAAUCCAUCGUGAAAUGAAUACGAAUCUUAUUCAUUAGGUGUCACGAUGUAACAGUUCUUUUUAUUCGAAUAAUAUGUGUUUAAACUGGGUGCAGAUAAAAAAUUAAUGUGGAAAAAAGACACACAAUAAAACAAUAGAGGAAUAACUUUUGCAAAUAUCUCUUACGAAAAUAGGAAAUGCAGAUAAAUAAUAACAUAAACCGUCCUUCUUGUCGUUGUUAUUAUUAUAAUAUAACUAAUUAGAUAAUAUAUUAUUUAAAAAUUCUUUUAAAUUAAUAUAAGGAGAAAUGAAUUUCCUUCUUGACGGUCGUUAAUCAAGUCUGAAUCUUUCCAUACAAAAAAAGAUCUGGUAAACAAAAAAUGAUAUACUAAGUAAGUAGUACUGUUUGGAUAAUUUCAAUGUUAUACCGACAAUGUAAUAAGUGAAUUCGGUUUCAUUUCCGAAACGUGUCGAUCACAUUCAAUAUACGAUAUAUCGUAUCACAAUGCACAAAAUUAUAAUAAAUUAGAGCAUGUAUCAUACUUCACUGCAUUUACACUGAACGACUUUAAUUCUCUAAUUGCACGAUUCGAAUUCUUAAAUGUAAAAGAACAAUCAUGCUGUCGAUUCUUUACCAUAAUUCUGAUAAAGCUUCGGACUCUCUUGUAUCGAAGAAGUACUAGUACUUCUUAAACUAGGCAAAUUGAGAUCUGAAAUUGUUCUGGCAGACACAGUUUCCUCCAUAGAAACUUGUUUUUCUCUCAAUACCGGUGCAAUAAAAUUUUGUCCACCUGACAAAUCCCUUUUCACCGCUUGUGUCUGUAAAACGAACAAGUUCAACGAUAUCGUUACAGUAAUAUAGUCAAGAUACACGAUCAAAGACAAAUACAUGAGGCAACAUUUGUCAAUCAUACCUUUGACUUCGAUGAAGGCAAGGUAGCUCCAGUAACAAGGCCCAAAAUACUUGCUGCAAAACCGCUAAGUUGUACAGCGGCUAACGGUGAUAAACCUUUUCUUACUAAGCCCAGCGCCAAUAAUGCGGCUUGAGCCAAAAUUGGAGCGGCUCCGGUGGCGUUUGCCGCUGCCCCUGCUAACUGGCCGCCGCCAACACUUGGUCCGUACGCGAAGCACAAGUUAUGCCUAUCCACCUAUUCAACAUCAAACACAAUAAUACAUCUGUUUAGUAAUAGGAUAUUGUUAUACCGUGAGCUAGUGAAUUUAAAUCUGAAACAUUUAAACAUACCAAAUGUUUCACUACAAGAUACAGCAGCCCAAAGGGAGUAAUUAAUGGACAGGCUAAACUGUACACCGUCGUCAUAGUAAAAACUAAGACUAACCAAGCAUAAUGAGCACCCAGAGGAAAUUCCCAUAACACUGCUUUUCUAACGUGUACUCUUUCUGCUCUACUACGAGCCAUACACAGCCUGAAGGUAUACAUCGCUAGUUCUGGGAAUCUGACCAAUUCCAAUCCACUUCCAAGUAAGGCCGCGGUAAUAACGUAAUUUACAAAUAGAGCACCCUAUAAAAAUACAGUGUUCUAGAAUUUAUCAACAAAUAUAUUUAAUGAAAUUUCGAAACACGUUUAUUGUAUUAUCAUUGCGAUCGUACCUGAUCUGGUAAAAAUACACAAUCCCAUCUUCCUGUGUCAUUCAGAGGGUUCACGGUCCACUCUAAAAAUGCCUGAGCACUGGUUAAUCCUAAGCUAGGUAAUAUAAGAACCAUAAGUAGUAACAGAAGUAAUGUUUUUGUCAUUAACGCCCGAUUUAAACUGCUUCUGGUCCAAUGUCGAACUAACGAUUCACUUCUUGCCACUAAUACGGGCAUUAAAGCAGCUACACUGACCAACACUACGGUUGGAAGGAAAGAUGAAACUACUGGGCUAAGAUUCUUAAUGUCUCCUGUAAUUGGUAAUUUGUUCAGAGCAGACACUAUUACCUAAAACAAAGAUUACGAGUAUUACAUUAUCAUUCUAAUGUCCUGAAAUCAGGUUUAAAUGUAUUUCGAAUGUUCCGCAAUACUACUUCGGCUGAAAAUUACUUACAGCUGGUGUAGUAAUAAAGAAUAGUAUGAUACCCAAAGCAAAAUUGACUAACACCGCAUUCACAUACCAAUAUGGUCUUGGUAUACUCAGGUUUUCCCAAAAGAUGUCGG